Messenger RNA from Asterias rubens (European starfish), 1887 nucleotides. Its product is annotated as cholesterol 24-hydroxylase-like. NCBI's taxonomy places the organism in Eukaryota, Metazoa, Echinodermata, Asteroidea, Forcipulatida, Asteriidae. Gene Ontology annotation, molecular function: cholesterol 24-hydroxylase activity; iron ion binding; heme binding. Gene Ontology annotation, biological process: cholesterol catabolic process. The record is from RefSeq and is a predicted model, not a curated record. The coding region runs from base 7 to 393 and encodes 128 amino acids. The transcript is spliced from 4 exons.
UGUGUGAUGAGGAAGACGCCGAAAGAAGUGGUCUGGAACGGCAUUAAACUCCCUGCUGAUACACUUAUUAAUGUUUGCAUUAUGAACCUGGCGAGACAGAAGGAGUAUUUCGAAAGCCCAGAAGAAUUUAUGCCGAGCCGAUUCUUAGGUGGAGACAACAACAAUAACAUGUACAUCCCAUUCUCCCUGGGUCCAAGGAAGUGUAUCGGGAAGCAGUUUGCUAUGAUUGAGGCUCAGGUUGCCAUGGCUAAGUUGAUAAAGAAUUUCACCUUUGACCUCGUGCCAGGUCUGAGUUUCGACUAUGUAGCUAGCGUGACCAACAAGCCAAAGGAUUCGUGUCGAGUAUACGUCAAACCGGCCGCACCUAGGUCUGACAUAAUAUCCAAUGUCUGACAUAAUAAAAGAAGUUGAGUAAAAUAUGAAACAAAAAAUCUAGAGAACAGAUGUUUGUUUCUUUUCUUGACGUACAAUCGAAAUGUUAUCACAACAAAUGCUUUUUUUCUGUUUUUAUUUCGUUCCUUUUCUGGUGUUAUAACUCUGAGUAAGCUUCCCAAAAAGUGUAGGAAGUAUUUUCAUUUUAGAAAAGAGUUUGUUGAAGUGUUUAACUUUUUUUAAAUAGAUAUCCACCUGAAAUGUAGUUAGUGUUAAAACUGUAAUACUGUAAUGUGGUCGUGACCACAGCAGGCGUGUAUUAAGGGGUGUGGAUUUAAAGGCACUAGACAAUAUUGAUAAGUACCUUUAAUUAAGGGUUCGCAUGCCGGGAAGUGUGACACCAGAUGUUCAGGCUAGCCCUAGCCUAGACUGGUCCUCUUUCGUUAUCCAUAAGGGUUCGCAUGCCGGGAAGUGUGACACCAGAUGUUCAGGCUAGUUUUUGCCUAGACUGGUCCUAUUUCGUUAUCCAUAAGGGUUCGCAUGCCGGGAAGUGUGACACCAGAUGUUCAGGCUAGCCCUAGCCUAGACUGGUCCUCUUUCGUUAUCCAUAAGGAUUCACAUGCUGGGAAGUGUGACACCAGAUGUUCACGCUAGCCCUAGCCUAGACUUGUCCUCUUUCGUUAUCCAUAAGGAUUCACAUGGUGUGACACCAGAUGUUCAGGCUAACCCUAGCCUAGACUGGUCCUCUUUCGUUAUCCAUAAGGGUUCGCAUGCCAGGAAGUGUGACACCAGAUGUUCAGGCUAGCCCUAGCUUAGGCUGGUCCUCUUUCGUUAUCCAUAAGGGGUUCGCAUAACAGGAAGUGUGACACCAGAUGUUCAGGCUAGCCCUAGCCUAGACUGGUCCCCUGAUGUCAGAUGUUUAAAACAUGGUCUCGCUGCAUGACUGUAUCAUCAGAAGGCUUACCGAAAUGUGUAUUGUACUUUUAGAUAAUGAUGACAGUGUUGUGUUUGGGUACAAUUCAGUCGAGUGUAAUACUACUCGAUUACGAGUACUUGGGCCAUCGGUUCAAGUGUCCAGGUAUAUACAAAGUAGUAAUCCGAGUACAGAGUUCAACAGCCGAGUACCAGGCACUUGGAUCUGAAGAGUACGAGUCUGAGUACUUUAAAAAUAAAUUUCUGCGAAAUCAGAUACCAGAAUUACUUUUUCUAAUUUCUAGGUGACAGUAUGUAAAUUUUUAUUGUAAUCCUGAAUACAUAGACAACUUUAUUUCUCUAUUUUUUUAAACUUGAUAAUUUUGUUAAGUAUUGUGAUGUGGUUGUUGUGGCACAAUGGUCUUUAAGUAGAUAGUGAAUACUGUGUGCAAAGUUUCAAAAUAUUAUUUUUUUGUAAUUUUGUAAACCACAUUGGUCUUAAUGGGUAAGUUAUUAUCAUUCAACAUCUUACAAAAGUAUUGGGGAUAACAUUUGACUAAAAUUGAAACACCGUGUUAAAAUAAAUGUUGAGUUUCGAUUGAA